UGGUUUCGAGUUUGAAUGUUGGCGGUAGCCAUUCAGCACGAGCCCGUGACCCCAAGUCGCGAAGAUGAUGAGCAUCGGUAUGGCAGGCACGACCCUUCCGGAAUGAUAAUGUAGAAACGUGCAGUUGCCUACAUUCGUAUUGCGCCUGUUCCUCGCGCGCCCGUCCUGCACUGAAUGCUCCUCUUGCUGUUCAAUUCCGAUGCACGUCAGUUAGACCUCAGGUUGUUCCCUCAACGCACUUCGACCUCAAUACCCGGAUAGGCUGCCAUACCCGCAACCGCGCGACCCAUUAUACAUAACAACGCUGACCAUGUGGUGGGACGACGAAACCAUUGAGCGGAUCGUGACAAAGCAGUUUGUCGCCAACAAACUCGGAUCCAAAGCGGCCGGUCGUCUCGACCAGCCCCUCGGCUUUGGUGAAAACCUGACCGACUGCACCUACUGGGACUGGAUAGAGGCAAAGUCAAAGAAGACCUUCCUCAUACUCUCGGAGCUAGGUCUGCCGAACCACAUCUUUGAGCUUGUCGACGAUUCGCUGGACGACCAGGAUCUCCCUUUUGCGAUCGACCAGGUGGCGCGCUUGAGAUUGUCCCCUUCCAAGAACGACAAGCUCGAGAGGAAGUUCUACCACCGACAAUUCCACUACCUCUUGCGGUACGUGGACCAUGGCGUCCAUAUCGACUAUGCGGACGACGAGGUGGUCCCGUUGGAUGCUGUCGACAAGAAGCAUGCCGCGGGCCAAGGCCACCAUGUCGACAAGGUCACCUCCUCCAACCGGCCGGGGAUGGUGUUUUGCCGCUGUCAAAUAAGCCUCGGCCCUGGCCAUGUCAGCAUGGAAGAGCUCAUGUCCGAGAUUAACGGCAUCAAAGCGGUGCAGAAUGAACAUCUGCUGUCGUACUGGGCGUCCUACACCCACCGAGGAUACGGGUACAUCUUGUUCACACCAGCAUCCGAGUACAGCCUCAAGUCGCUGCUCACCACCAUGCCCAGCUGCCUGAAGAGAUUGGACAAGAAGGCACGGCGGCGAGCGGUCAUGAACUGGAUCUACUGCCUCGCCGACACGGUUUGCUUCUUCCACAACCAGGGCCUCUCGCACGGCAACAUCAGGCCGUCGACAGUGAAUUUCUCAAAGGACAACCUCGCCUUCUUUACAGGGUUCACGCCCUUCCACAUCCACGUACUGGGCGGUGUGGAGGACAACAAGGUGUUUGACAGAGAGGCAUACGACUAUGGCGCGCCCGAGAAGGUGCGUUAUCUGCCCUCGUCAUCAUCGUCAGACUCGAUCCACCGAGCGACAGACGGCAGAGAUCACCAGCCGGCGGGUUUCGAUCCACAGGCCGCCGACGUUUACUCGUUGGGCUGCAUCAUCCUCGAGCUGCUCAGCUUCUUGUUCAAGAGGCAAGGGCGGCCGUUCGCGGCACACCGGGCCGCGAAGCACAGGGCGGUGGGGCGCGGCAGUCCCUUUCCAGACUCGUCCUUCCACGAGAACGUCGAGCAGGUCGAGAGCUGGAUGACUCAGUUGGCAACGGAUGCCGUGGAAAAGGACGACCCGGUCUUCGAGGGCGUGGAGCCGAUACUGUGCUUGGUGGUGAAGAUGCUGGCAUUCUACCCUUCGGAGCGCCCAAAAGCCUGCGAGGUGAAGGAGGAGAUCGGGCAGAUCCUCAUGGGGUCGUGUGGCAUGCCGGAGCCGCACUGCCUGUGCCGGAGCGGCCACUGGAGCUUUGGCAACGGGAGCCUCAGACACAGCUCAUCGUCGAUGCAGAGCACCGCGAGUGCCGGCACCGGACCAGUCUCGACGCAGCGGAGGAGUGGGUCGCAAGAAGAAGGAAGCAGCAAGCGGGCCAGCGCAGGGAGCGGCAGCAGCGUCAGCCUGCGGAGCAUCAAGACGUUCCUUCGAGAACCAGGAGACGGGGAGGCAGCUCUCAGGCCAAGAAACUGGUCCCAAGGGAGCCAAGCCAGCGUCCAGGAGAAACGCUCGAGGGCAUCUCGGUAAUGAAAAUAUGC
Molecule: messenger RNA, 2004 nt
Organism: Thermothelomyces thermophilus ATCC 42464
Lineage: Eukaryota; Fungi; Ascomycota; Sordariomycetes; Sordariales; Chaetomiaceae
Exons: 1
Coding region: 311-1993 (560 amino acids)
Biological process (GO): protein phosphorylation
Cellular component (GO): cytoplasm
Molecular function (GO): ATP binding; protein serine/threonine kinase activity
Source: RefSeq, a predicted model, not a curated record